Messenger RNA from Cuscuta europaea, 2177 nucleotides. NCBI's taxonomy places the organism in Eukaryota, Viridiplantae, Streptophyta, Magnoliopsida, Solanales, Convolvulaceae. The record is from the annotation of a GenBank genome assembly.
CGGAGUUCAAUUAUGCAGCCCAGAUAUUUAAUUUAGGACGGCAGCUAAAAAUAUUCAUUAAAUCAGCUCCACCGCUAGCCCAUAUCCAUAUAUCUAUUCUGGUUUAUUUUAGUAAUACUAUCUAUAUCUAUAUCUAUAUGCGUAGUAUUAUAGAUUUAGUAACAUUGGUGAUAGUCUUUGACACGUGUCAUUCUUAAAAAACACCUCUGCCACAUGGCACUUCUACAUGCAUCACCUCUAUCUCUAUUGAUAUUUAAUUUAGUAAUCAUUUGGCCGAACUAGUUACUACGCCAAUUUUGACCAAACUACCUCAAGUGUGAACCUGCCCCUCUUCAAUCAUUCUCUAAUAAUCAGCUUUCAAUCAAAUCAAUAUCUCUAUUUCCAUAUUCACUUGUUGCAUUCCAUCGUGUGGAUCCAUUUGCAUUACAAGUAGCAUUAACCCACGGUACAACACCUCUUCAUCCUUCCCUACAAAUCAGCUUUCAAUAGAAUCAAUAAACAUCCACAUUUAUUUAAAUAUUAAUACAUUACCAUAUUAACUUUUUGUCUACAACCGUGAGGGUUCAUUUUAGUGUUACCAUAUUGAACCUGCGUUCAAAUAAUUUUAUUACCAUAUAAUACCUAUGUUCCCUACAAAUCAGCUCUUCAUCUUUCAUUAUAAAACCUCACUAAGCUAUUAACGAGUGCAUUGUUCUCACUACCUUGAGAAAUGACUUCUCCUAUCACGUAUGAUUCAAUUUCGAGUGUUUCAACUGUGAAAGACAAUUGGAAUAUUAAGGCAAUCUUAGUGCGCUUAUGGUUCGUUCUAGAGACUAAUUCAUCCAGGCCAAAUAAUCAUCGCUCAUUGGAUAUGCUUCUAAUGGAUGAAAAUGGGUGCACAAUUCAUGCCUCAAUUCGUAAGGCCCUUAUAUACCGCUUUCAGAAUAUUUUAUCAGAAAGAACAGUUUAUUCUAUCCGUGCCUUCACCCUCGCUUCCAAUACUGGAGAUUUUAGGCCUACUUCGCAUAAGUACAAAAUAAAUUUUCAAAUUCAGAUGAAGGUAAUAAAGGUUGAAGAUGAAACACUGCUCAAAAACAGUUUCUCAUUGGUUCCGAUUAGCUCAAUUUUAGCCAGAGAAAUUGAUAUGGAAGUUUUAGUUGAUGUGAUCAGAUUUGCGACGUAUUAUGGAAAAGAACACGAGAUGGAGAUAAAUGGGACAAAGUCCAAAAGAAAUUAUAUUAUCUUAGAAGCUGACAGCUGCAAAAUAAGAUGCAUUCUAUUUCAACCAUAUGUUGAUGAGUUGAACCUAUUUCUCUCUUCGGGGAAGAAAGAUAACGAUGUUGUCAUAGUGCAGCUCGCUAAAGCGAGACGUUACAAAGGAAUAAUAAUGCAUUUUUAUUCCCUUAUGUUUGAUCGUGAAGCCUCUAUGAUGUGGAAUAAGUCAUGUGUUGAAAUGCUUGAUGAGCUAGAUAAGCAGGAUGGUUCGUUAGCAUUGCCUAAGCAGUUAACUGAUAUGGUAGAUAAAGAACUACUUUUCAAGGUUGCAUAUAGAAAAUCGAGUAACCCUCGCUUCCCUCCUACAUUUCCUAUAAAAAGGGUAUGUGAUGAUGCUGCAAUCAUUCAGAAAUUUAAGGAGCUACACUUGCCAAAUGUGAACUCUGUUUCAGAAAGCUCAUGCUCUGUCCGUAAUGCAUCCAUUUCCCCUAAUGAUACUCUUUCACAGAAUCUGAUGUCCAAGUUUGAAGAUCUAGACAAUGAGUCUCAAAUGCAACAGACAAUCGAAAUAGACAUUGCCACAGAAUCUGUUGAGAUUUCAAAUAAUAAGAGGGCAUAUUCUGAAGAUACAACAUCAAAACCCGAAGGCCACCCGAAGAAAGGCAAAAACAGCACCACGUUUAGGAGUGUCCAUCAACAAUUGGAGAUGAUCUCCUGCAUGCUUCGGAUACUCAAGGGGUUGAAGCGGUGUAUACCAUACAUGAUGGCGAUUUGUGUGUGAGUGACACAACAGCUGGAUCAGACCCGAAGUAUUUGAAAAAGAGCAUAAAAGUUGAAAAGGAUUAGAUUUCUUCCUAAAGAAGCUUAUAGUAUUUUCAUAUGAUGUUUAAUUUGGUUUUCAUACCAUUGAACUUUUUGUUUCUUAAAUAUUGUUUUGCUGCAACCUACAUUUGAGAACAAUGUUGUUUUUCACAUUAAGAGAU